AUGAGCUCUAUAAAUAUUCUGUGUCCUUUUCAUUCAAAAGUUGUUAACUUUCUAAAUAUUGAUUUAAAUGUUAAAAUAGGUGAUAGAGUAGCAUGUGAUGAAUGUGGUUUAAUUCGACCAAUUAGUAUAGUAACGGGAUUAGAAAUAUAUAAUAGAAUGGCCACAUAAUAAAAUUCAUAAAUAGAUCGUUUACUUGAUCAAGAAGUUAAAACUUUAGAAAAACUAAAAAAUAAAUUAUACAAAAAGACAGAAGAAUUAUUAUAAAAUAUUAAAUCAUUAGAGAAGGAAAUAGAAGGUUAGAUAUAAAAAACAAUAUAAAAUUUUUAAAAUCUUAAGUUAACAUAGUAUUAAAUUGGACAAACAACCUUAAGUCAAUUAUAAAAAAUGGCUUAGCAAAUUAGUCUAUAUAAAAAUCAAGAAUUUUAUUAAGAAGUUAUUGAUAAUAUAUAAAACUAUCAAGGAGUAUUUAUUAAAUAGUUUGAUACAGCAUUAAAAUAUGUAGAAGACUACAAAAAGUCUAUUGAAGAAUUAAUAACCUAUUAAAAAUGUUAUGAACAUCCAUAAGAAAUAUGUUUUGAUCUAUAAAUAGCUCAUAAACAUAAUUUAAUUAUUAGUAAUUGUGAAAAUAAAAUAAGAAGCUAUUUAUUUAAAGAUGACAAAUUACUUUAACUAUAAGAAGAUAAAUCUCAUAGAGGAUAUAUUGAGACAAUAUGUUUGAGUAAUUCUUAAAUGUUCUUUUUCUCUGGAGGAGUAGAUAAAAUUAUUAGAAUUUGGAAAAUUUCAGAUAAGGGUACUUUUGAAUUAAGUUAAGAACUCAAAGGUCACAAAGAUUGUAUAAAAUCUAUAGUGAUUAAUUCUUAAGAUAAUUAAUUAUUUUCUACAGGAUAUGAUCAAACUAUAUAGAUAUGGAAUAAAUGUGAAAGUUAAUGGUAAUAAUCAUAAAGUUUGAAUGAGCAUAAAAGGGAAAUAUUACAAUUAUAAUUAAGUCAAAAUGAUAAGAUUUUAGUAUCUGUUAGUUGGGAUAAAUCAAUAAAUAUUUAUUAAAGUAUUUCAAAAGUUUGGAAAAUGAUAUAGAAAAUAGAAAAUGCUCAUUAAUAUGAUAUUUUUUCUGUUUGCAUUAUAAAUGAUGAAUAAUUUGUUACUGGUAGUAGAGAAGUAAUAAUUUGGCAAAGAAAUUCAUCUACUGGAUUAUUUACUUAAUUGAGAAUACUUUAAUCAAAUUUAGGAUGUGUUGAUAGAAUCAAAUUUCAUCCAAUUUUGAAAAUAAUGAUAUCCUAAAAUUCUUAUGCUGUAGAUAUAUGGAGAUUUGUAGAAGUUGAUGAUCCUUUGUAAAUAUAAAGAUUAAAAGGAUUAUAUUAAGGAUCCAUUCUUACAAAUGAUGGUCAAUAUUUAAUUGCUUAUAAUGUAGAUAAUAAGAAAAUUAUCAUUAACCGAAGACUAUUCUGA
Molecule: messenger RNA, 1446 nt
Organism: Paramecium pentaurelia
Lineage: Eukaryota; Ciliophora; Oligohymenophorea; Peniculida; Parameciidae
Source: the annotation of a GenBank genome assembly